This is a messenger RNA of Fusarium fujikuroi IMI 58289, 759 nucleotides long. RefSeq lists its product as uncharacterized. The transcript has 2 exons. Lineage: Eukaryota; Fungi; Ascomycota; Sordariomycetes; Hypocreales; Nectriaceae. The coding region runs from base 1 to 759 and encodes 252 amino acids. The record is from RefSeq and is a predicted model, not a curated record.
AUGGACAACGACAACACCAUGAAGGGCUUUACUUCCAGCCGCAGCCCAAGCAGCAGUGGUCACCCUUCCUCCACUACCCUUGAGGAAAAGAAAGAGGCCCAUCAUCCUGUCGCCAAGGGCGAGUACCAGCAAGAGGUCCUCAAGGUUGCUCAACGCACCUAUCCGAAGGAGCUCCCUCCUGCCAAGAAUACCAUGCUAAUCCACCACAUCCGUGUCUCUGGUGCAUAUGUCGAUGCCCGUGAUGAGUUCGCGGCCAUCUCCCAGCCAACUGAUCUCGGUUGGUCUGAGGUCCACUGCCUGUAUAAGUACCUUCUGGCUUUCGAGCUUAGCCACCCUGAUACCAUGACGAGGGGUCACCUCACCCAAUACGGGGAUCUUCACUACUUCUUGACCGCUGUCUUCUUCAACUGGGAGACCGGAAAGGAAAUCAAACCGCAACCUGUCCUUCCUGAGCGAGCUUUCGACGACUAUGCUAAAGAUGUCGGCCUGCUCAUCCGUGACCUCGACCCCAUCGUCAACAAGGAUGGGUCCCUGGAUGCUUCCGGACGCUGCAUGUGGGACCAAGCCUACUUGGCUUUCAAGGUCAACCAGAAAACCCUGGAGUGGCAAGUCUCUUGGGUGGAUUGUAAUGGAAAUUCUUUGAAGCGGGAGGACGUUCAACUCUACGACAAGUACAAGAACAACUACAAAGAGGCUUUUGAUGCCACCAUCGAGAAUUUCGACCGAAAGCAAAACCAGCGAAUCAUGGCUUACAACUAG